This is a messenger RNA of Ectocarpus siliculosus, 1386 nucleotides long. The record is from the annotation of a GenBank genome assembly. Lineage: Eukaryota; Phaeophyceae; Ectocarpales; Ectocarpaceae.
AUGGCGGGGGGUAGGGAUGCGGGAGCUGUCGCCGGCAAGGAGAGCGGAGAUUCGGCUUCUGCUCCGCGACCGGCGUUCAAGAAGCGCGCCGCAGGUGGCAAGAACUUUCGAAGGCGCGGCAAACCAGGCGGAGCAGAGAAAGCAUCGGCCAACCCCCCCGCGGGAAAAGACGACAACGACGAUGACGCCACACGCGAAGCGAGAAGGAACGAAGACGGCGAUGAUAAAGAUAAGGAGGCCGAGGAAAAAUCGGCGGGGAGCGACGGCACAAAUAUGGAAAGCGUGGACAAGAAGAAGAGGCCUGUGACAGGCGGGGAGGAGGAGGAAGACGAAGGGGAAGAGGAGGGGAGCCGCUUGGACCUACUGACGGACCUUCGAGAGGAGCAGCGGGCCAGGAGGAAAGGCGGCGGCCGCUCGGUGUCGGCCCUGAUGGGAGGGCGGCGGCAAGCGAAGGAGAAGGACGCCUUGGUCAUCAAGGGCCAAGGUGUCGACGGUACGGGGGCGGCGGCGGACGAGGCAGCGAACGACGCCUUCGGCCUAAAGCCGGAGGUCAAAGCCCCCAACAUCUCCACCAUGAUGGAGUCCGCCUUCAAGUCCGGCGGCACCGGGGGGUGGGGAGCGGCGGCGGAUUCGGCGGGGUCGGUUCCGCACGAGCAGCUCAUGGAGCAGUACGUGAAGGACAAGAUGGGCGGCGAGGAGGGGGCAGACGCGAAGGAGGAAGAGGACGGGGGUGGGGGGAGCAACAACAUGCUCAGUGAGGAGGACCGGCUGUACACCAUCCCCGAGGACUUCAAGAAGAAGGUGGAGGAAGCGAAGGUCGAGUUUGACACGGGAGCGAACAGGGGAGAUGAGAUGGAUGGAGAGGUCGGGAGCGGAGCGCAGAUUGCGUGGAACACGGGUCUCGCAGAGAUCGCGCUGCCGAUCGAGUUCAAGCUCAAGAACAUGGAAGACACCCUGGCGGCGAGGGAUAAGAUGGAGUCGGUCCGAGCGGCUCGACGAAACGCUCCCGGAGCUUCGUCCUCGCUUUCGGGUUCGUUGACCGCCAACUACUCGCACCACCAGAAGGAGUGGGCCUUGCAGAUCAGGGCGCUGCAGAACAGACAGGCCAUGGCAGAAGAAAGCCAAACCAAGGCUCCCACCAAGAGCGGUCCAGGCAUGGCCGCUUCCGCACAACUCUCCGGCAGCAAUAACAACAACAACGAUGCAGGAGGGGGGGCUGGGAGGGGCGGUGGGGGGCGGGGUUACGGCGGGGAGGGGUAUGGGAGAGGGGGCGGUGGGGGGCGGGGUUACGGCGGGGAUGGGUAUGGGAGAGGGGGCGGUGGGGGGCGGGGUUACGGCGGGGAUGGGUAUGGGAGAGGGGGCGGCGGUGGCGGAAGGGGAGGGGGA